Molecule: messenger RNA, 237 nt
Organism: Aspergillus piperis CBS 112811
Lineage: Eukaryota; Fungi; Ascomycota; Eurotiomycetes; Eurotiales; Aspergillaceae
Product: CFEM domain-containing protein
Exons: 3
Coding region: 1-237 (78 amino acids)
Source: RefSeq, a predicted model, not a curated record
AUGAAGUUCUGCAUCCUCUUCCCUAUCGCGACUAUUCUCUCGUUCGCCGCGGCGCAGAGUAUCCCGGAUUGUCUGGGCAACUGUGUGGAGUCGAGCACAAUCUGUGGCGACGGUGAUCUUAACUGCUAUUGCACCAAUACCGGUUUCCAGCAGGGUGUGGUGGAUUGUUUGAAUAAUAGUGGGUGUGGGGAUGAGGUGCAGACUGGUAUCGAUCUCCAGAAUCAGCUCUGCGGUUGA